This is a messenger RNA of Belonocnema kinseyi, 1107 nucleotides long. RefSeq names its product tubulin-folding cofactor B (gene TBCB). Gene Ontology annotation, cellular component: cytoplasm; microtubule plus-end; nucleus. Gene Ontology annotation, molecular function: alpha-tubulin binding; microtubule plus-end binding. The transcript has 7 exons. NCBI's taxonomy places the organism in Eukaryota, Metazoa, Arthropoda, Insecta, Hymenoptera, Cynipidae. The record is from RefSeq and is a predicted model, not a curated record. Gene Ontology annotation, biological process: cytoplasmic microtubule organization; post-chaperonin tubulin folding pathway; tubulin complex assembly. The coding region runs from base 258 to 992 and encodes 244 amino acids.
AAGCAAAGAAGCUUUACUCAGGAAAUCAGAGCAUUUUUUCUUUUCAAUAAUUUGAAGGGUUUUUUACUUUUCUGACACUGACAGUUCAUCGAGUUGUCAACAUACAUCGUCACACGUUUUUUCUAUAAUUUUCCGAGUUUCCGAUCGCAAGGUUUUUCUAAUUCUACCAAAUAUUUGAUUUUCAUUUUCUCAUCUAACGCGGCAACCUACAGGUUCUUAGUUACUUUCGCUUCUGAAAUAAUAAAAAUAUCUCAAAAAUGAGUAAUUACAGUGUGAUUACUUCCGACUUUGUGAGCGUUUCGAUCACAAAUUCAGGAAAUCAAAUGACAUGUGUUGAACGUAGAUUUCAAAAGGGUAUUACGAUCGAUGACUUUAAGGGCAAACUCGAGUUGUUGACUGGCGGAAGUCCAUCAACAAUGAGUGUCGAAGUUUACGACAAAAAUGAUAAACUCGUAUGCAAAUUGAAUGAAGGAAGUCGCCUUUUAGGGUCAUAUCCUAUCGAAGAUGGCAUGCGAAUUCACGUUGUGGAUAAUUUUGCUCGUCAAGAAGAGGAUUUAUCGAACGUGGAAAAAUUUGAAAUAUCAGAAGAAGAAUAUGCAAAAAGAUCAGACACAGUCAAAGCAUUCCUGGAGAAGAACAGACUGGGAAAAUAUAAUGAUGAGGAAAUGAAACGCAGGGAGGAGGAAAAGAAAAAAGAGCAGGAAGCUGAAGAAGCUUCUGCAAGAUUAUGCAAAAUUGGAGAUCGCUGUGAAGUCUAUGUUCCGAAUCAACCGAAGAGAAGGGCAACGAUUAUGUACGUUGGUAAACCUGAUUUUAAAGAAGGAUGGUGGAUUGGAGUGAAAUACGACGAGCCACUUGGAAAGAAUGAUGGAAGUGUAAGCGGUAAAAGAUAUUUCGAAUGUGCACCAAAAUACGGAGGAUUCGUGAAACCGACACACGUAAAAGUGGGAGACUUUCCUGAAGAAGAUUAUGAUUUGGACGAAGAGAUUUAAUUUCCCUCAGAAAAAGAUCCCUUCACAUUUAAAAAAUCAAUUAUAUUUUUUACGCCCUAGGUUCUAAGAUUAUAUAAAACUUUCAGUUCUUUAAUAAAAAUUCCAGUUCCUUAUA